This is a messenger RNA of Coregonus clupeaformis (lake whitefish), 2641 nucleotides long. RefSeq names its product voltage-gated potassium channel subunit beta-1-like. Bases 883 to 2067 code for a protein of 394 amino acids. Gene Ontology annotation, cellular component: extrinsic component of cytoplasmic side of plasma membrane; membrane; voltage-gated potassium channel complex. The transcript is spliced from 14 exons. The record is from RefSeq and is a predicted model, not a curated record. Gene Ontology annotation, molecular function: voltage-gated potassium channel activity; transmembrane transporter binding; potassium channel regulator activity. NCBI's taxonomy places the organism in Eukaryota, Metazoa, Chordata, Actinopteri, Salmoniformes, Salmonidae. Gene Ontology annotation, biological process: transmembrane transport; potassium ion transport; negative regulation of delayed rectifier potassium channel activity.
UCGAGCUAUAGUGCUGAGAACGAAAGAAAAGAAGAGUAGAGUGGCGGAUAGAAAGCUAAUAUAAGAGGAGAUAGAGAGAGUAAAGAGGGGAAUCUGGGGCAGAUACACAUUAGUGACAGACAUUAACAUCGGCAGGCUGGAGCAAGAAAACGUGAAAGAGGCUUGAAGAAAAACACAUCAUAAGAAGAGAAGAAGCGAGAGAGCGGAACGCCGUGAAGGAUGACAGAGCACCCUGCCCCGUCCUGAGAUCAACCCUCGUCCUUCCCCCUCUCCUCAUCCCCCCAUUACCCUCCUCCCUCACCCUCUCCUCCCUCUCUCUCUGUGGUUAGACCAGACAUGAUGACCGGUCCUGACUCCUGACCAGAUUCCACUCUCAUUGCAUCCCUCUGGAAUCUCUCCAGCUUCUCUGGAAUUCUUCUCAGCAUUCUGACCGGCACUCUUCCGACCACUGUCAGAUAUUCUCUAGAAGACAGGAAGGAAUAAGAAGGAGGGGGAAGUUUGUGUUUCUCUGGACAACUAAUUAGUAUCUGUCAUCUCCUUGCUGUGAGGACUGACUUCUCUUCAGAGGGAAGAUAAGGACCUACAACAUUCAGAAGACUUCCAGUAACUCUGAGUUACAGAACAACAACACUGAGAAAGAAACAACAUUUUAACACGGAAAGAAGACAGGACAUUUUAACACAGAAAGAAGACAGGACAUUUUAACACGAGGAGGACAUUUCAACAUCAACAGGGCAUUUCAACAAAAGAUCAAGACAUUUUAAAACUUUCUCUCAGUCUCUCUCUGUUUAGUUUUUUGAAACUCACUGUUCAUCCGCUUCUCUUGGACUCUCUGUCCUGUACAUUUCUCUCUGAGUGUCAGUCGGUCCAUCCAGCCCAGCCAUGCAGGUGUCUAUAGCCUGUACUGACCCCCACAUGAAACGUGGAAAUGGAGAUCACAAGAAUGCCACCAGCCCGGGGAAUGCGGCACGGGCCAAGUUCAGAACCGUGGCCAUUAUAGCACGCAGCUUUGGGGCGUUCGCACCCCGACACCACAUCUCCCUCAAAGAGUCCACAGGGAAACUGACCGGAAUGAAAUACAGGAACCUGGGGAAGUCAGGACUUAGAGUGUCGUGCUUGGGACUGGGUACGUGGGUAACGUUUGGCGGUCAGAUCACAGAUGAGGUGGCCGAGCAGCUGAUGACCAUAGCGUAUGAGAGUGGAGUCAACCUGUUUGACACGGCGGAGGUGUACGCUGCUGGAAAAGCUGAAGUCAUAUUGGGUAAUAUCAUCAAAAAGAAGUCCUGGAGACGAUCAAGUCUGGUCAUCACUACCAAGCUGUACUGGGGAGGAAAAGCAGAGACUGAAAGAGGCCUUUCAAGGAAACACAUUAUUGAAGGUCUGAAGGGCUCUCUCCAAAGGUUGCAGCUGGAAUACGUAGAUGUGGUCUUCGCAAACCGCCCCGACACCAACACGCCCAUGGAGGAGAUUGUGAGAGCCAUGACGUAUGUGAUCAACCAGGGGAUGUCCAUGUACUGGGGGACGUCUCGAUGGACAGCCAUGGAGAUCAUGGAGGCGUACUCUGUUGCCAGACAGUUUAACCUGAUCCCUCCAGUGUGUGAGCAGGCUGAGUACCAUGUCUUCCAGAGGGAGAAGGUGGAGGUCCAGCUGCCAGAGCUCUACCACAAGAUAGGUGUUGGGGCGAUGACGUGGUCUCCGCUGGCCUGUGGCAUCAUCACGGGGAAGUACCAGAACGGCAUCCCAGAAACCUCCAGGGCAUCCAUGAAGUCGUACCAGUGGUUAAAGGAGAAGAUCGUGAGUGAGGACGGGAGGAAACAGCAGGCUAAGCUGAAGGAGCUGGGACACAUCGCUGAGAAGCUGGGCUGUACUCUCCCUCAGCUGGCAGUGGCCUGGUGUUUGAGGAACGAGGGGGUGAGCUCAGUCCUCUUGGGAUCCUCCAGUCCAGAGCAGCUAACAGAGAACCUGGGUGCCAUACAGUUCCUUCCAAAAAUGACGUCUCAUGUGGUGUCGGACAUCGAUCACAUACUGGAGAACAAGCCGUACAGUAAGAAGGAGUACCGUUCCUAGACACCCAGGAGGAAGCAGAACCACUACUGGACAACCACUGUGGAUCCAGUUCCACCAACCUCCACGGGGUUCAGCUCAGUCUAAUCCAGCCCAGUUCAGGCCUGCUCAGCUCAGCCCAGCCCAAGCCUUCUUAGCCCAGUGUAACCAAGCUCAGUUCAGCCUAACCCAGUAUCAGUAGGUUUUCUGACUGCAUGCUUCCCCUCUCUGGUGUGCCUGGGCGUUCUCUUCAAAAGCUCAUUUUACAAAACAACACAGAAAGGGGUUAAUACUUAGAAUAUACCGUAAGCUUCUUUCACAGUGCAUUUUGAAAACAAACUCCUCUCUCCAACCAGUCUACUGUAUUUGACCACUGUUUGACCUUGUGAAGCAGAGCACACUGGGACAUUGAGUUUCAGUGACAGGCAUUUGUUCUGUCUGUGAGGGGAAGAAUGUGCAUGUUGUCGUCCCCCUCUGGUCAUACGAGGAACUGCUAUCUAAUAUCUUCAAUAGAUUCUUAGAGAGAGCGCUGGAGAAUCUCAAUUGCAUUUCCUUGGGAGAAUCUCAAUUUGCAUAUUCCUCAUGUCCUCUCUCCUCA